AUGGCAGUUGUAGGAUCAGGAGGGGGCUAUAGGAAAAAGAAGAGUAGCUGCGGAAAAGACUAUGAAUCUGCUGGGAAAGUCUAUGAAUGCAGGUUUUGUUCCCUCAAGUUUUGCAAGUCUCAAGCUCUCGGUGGACACAUGAACCGCCAUCGUCAAGGGUUUGAUUUGAUUUAUCAUGAAUUAGAAAGGGAGACAGAGACUCUUAAUAAGGCUCGUCAACUGGUCUUUGGAGCUGAUAGCUUUUCGCCGUCUCAGUCUUCUCUUCAACAUUUAGGAGGACAAACAAUUCCACAUGGAGGCUUGAGCUAUCACCAAACAGUAGGCAACAUAGCAACAUCUGAUCCAACAGUACUGGUCCCCUUUAGAUCACCAUUAUAUCCUCCAUCUAGGCUUAUCUCUACUGGUUCAUCAUCAUCAACCCUAAUUCCUUCUCCUCCAUCUAAUUCGCUAUUCGUCUCAACAUAUCCAUCUCAUUAUCAUAAUCAUCAGUGGGCCGCUAAUGAAUAUUAUAUGGGUCAUGUUAUUUCUUCUGGAGCAAACCCUAUCUACGGAGUACACGAAGAUGGGUGUCACUACACUUGCAUCGGCGCUCCAGUUGGCCAAUCGUUUCUUCAUGGCUCUGGAUCGGAACGAGGGCAUCGGGACUAGAGGUGGGACCGGUCAAGUAUCAAUUAUGAUCAAAAGGAGUUUGAAAUUUAAUUUGCAAAGGAUCUUUUUUCUGGGGAAACAGCUUUUCAGCUGGUCAUGUAUUUGUUGGAUGUGGGGUACAAUACAAAUGCAAGAUCUGGCUUUAAACUAAGUGUGAAAACUAAGUUCAAUUCCAACUGAAUGUCCACAUUCUCUCCUUCAUUCUACUUUCUUAACUUUUUUUUUACUAUUUGCAUGUUUUUCUUCU
Messenger RNA from Impatiens glandulifera, 895 nucleotides. Its product is annotated as zinc finger protein JAGGED-like. The record is from RefSeq and is a predicted model, not a curated record. NCBI's taxonomy places the organism in Eukaryota, Viridiplantae, Streptophyta, Magnoliopsida, Ericales, Balsaminaceae. The transcript is spliced from 4 exons. Bases 1 to 648 code for a protein of 215 amino acids. Gene Ontology annotation, molecular function: DNA-binding transcription factor activity.